AUGGCUGUUCCGCUAGUAUUCCCAAAGGUGACAAGUAGACAUUUUUUUUAGAAUUUUUAAAAUACAAGGCUACAAAAUUAUAUAUAUUUAGGAUGUAUUUGUGGGGUGUUGAAAUCAGUAAAUCCUCCCCAAAUUUCCAUGCAAUGUAAUGCAGCACACAUUCAGUAUACAAGCUCUCUGUAGAGAUUUUGUAUAAUUAUGCAGCUAUAUACACUGUAUACCAAUACGUCAAUUCGCUGGAUAAGGCUUUGAUGACAAAAAAAUGUCGGUGCAUAUUUUAGAUCAAAGAACAUCUAGAAAUGUGGAAUCCACUUCAGAAUCCAAGUUAUGGUUUGGAAGUUGUAAAAAGAUGGAAGAAAUUACUUGAGGGAGACAAAUCAAACUCCUUUACUUUAUCUACUGGGCCUUCUUUAGAUCCAAACAGGUUAGAAAAAUAUUGUGGUCUGAUGAGGCAUGCACGAAAAUGAUGUUAUUCUAUACUCUUUUAUUGGAAAGAAUUUUUCAAAAUGCAGCUAAAUAUAUCCUUUACAGAUUUUCUAUCUCAAUAUCAGGAGAAUAAAUACAGAUAUUGGUUUUAUUUGCAUGUAAUAGAACUUUUUACGUCACAUUGCAUUUUACCUCGCAUUCUUAGUUACAUUUGAUAAUAUUAAUACAUUUUGCAAUAAAUUUGUAGACGUUCUCUGGUUUUUAAUAUUUAUUUAGUACGAGCUUUCGAAGACUGCAUGAAGAGUGUAGACUGGUAGUCGAAAGCACGUACAGUAGUAAAUAAAUAGUUAAAAACAGAGAACAUGUACAAACUUAUUAUGACUAACACUGGUUUCGCUUCAAACGUAUUUAAAUACAUUUUGCGUUUCUGAGCAGGGUUUGACAGGAAUGUAUGGUAUAUCUGAAGAUUUUUGCAAGAUACUAUAUAUAGGCAACAAAGAAGUUUCAAGUGAUUUAAAUUAAAAUCUGAGCUGUAACUACCUUGAUCUAUUACUAUAAGUAUCGCUUUUUCAAACUUAGCAUGGAUACAUACGAAAGGUUGAUAUGGGAAGUUUGGAUGCCAGUUUUUAGAAGAUGUGCAAGGUAAUAUUUUGUAAUCAUACGCGAUAAAGAAUUUAUUAUUUUCGUUCGUAUCAAGACAAUUAUACCGUGUUCAUUAUUAAUGAGUUUUAGAACUAAUAAUAAAUAAUUAUUGGAUGAGGUUGAGCGUGAUAUCGAGAAUAAUCAAGGCCGCGAGGUUUGUAUUAUCUGCCGAAGCCGAAGGCUGAGGCGAAUAACACAAACCGAGGCCUUGAUAAUUUUCUAUAUCACGCGAAAAUCGAGUCCAAUAAUUAUGUUAUUACGCAUAAGAAUGACUAAGGAAUUAUUACGCAUAAGAAUGACGUCAGAAUUACACGACAUCACGCAUUCGUGAUGUCGUGUAAUUCUGACGUCAUUCUUAUGCGUAAUUCGUAGGCCAGCAACCAAUCAAAACAGAGAUUGUAUUAGUAAUGCGUAAUAAUAAUAAUUAUUAUUAUAAUACUGUUUUAGGAGCAUCCUAGGGUAAAUCUUAUAAGUACACAAUAAAUAGAAUAUAGAAUAUUCUAUGCAAUUAUUUUUUUAAUGAGAGUGCCAACUUAAUUUACAAUAAGUAGUUUUCAGAGGGAUGUAAUACAUAUCAAAAAACUUAAAUUCUAAAUAAUAAAUAAAUUAUACAAGACAGAUCUUCGUUCUUACAGGCCAGCUUUGCAAGGGCGGUAGUUAAAUGGAGUUAACAAGACAGCUAGAGCCUGGUCCCAAUUGUUGCAUUGGUUAAUCAUCUUUUAUUUUGUUUUCCCAAAGUGUAUGGAAUCCUCAAAUUUUGGAUGGUCUGGUUGAACUCCUUGAAAAUUGGCUACCUCUCCUUCCAUCAUGGAUAUAUGACAAUAUUCUUGAUCAAAUACUACUGCCCCGUUUGCAGGUGAGACUAUAAGUAAUAUCUAUAUAAUGUAUAUAAAGCUUGUCGUAUCGAUUGGACAUUCCGUUAAAUGUAGACAUAAAACAUAAAACAAGUGUCUCAACAGGGCUUCGAAAUAGCGCAGUCAUGUUCAGACUAAGGUUUGAUAUUCAGCGAGUGACAUAUACUCCAUUGGUAUCCACCAUAAAUUACUAUUUCUAUAGGCCUACAAUUUAACCAGAAUUCCUGGUUAAUCAACCAGACUAUCUACAAUUUAACCAGAAUUCCUGGUUAAUCAACCAGACUAUAUGGUUUAAUCAACCAGACUAUAUGGUUUAAUCAACCAGACUAUAUCAAGGUCGACGGAAGUAAAUCAAUAUUGGAAGGGAAGGUCGACGGAAGUAAAUCAAUAUUGGAAGGGGGGAGGGGGGUGGCUUUAAAGAAUAAAUCUGAAUUACUUUCGUACUUUUCUAGUUUUUUUUGUGUGUUUUGCUCAUACAAAUGGGGCUUGAGCCCGCUUCUAUGACGCGCGAAAGCGGACAAAAUUACUUUUCCGAAAUAUAUAUGACCUCAAUAUCAAAUAUAAAACAACAAUACAAAUAUAGUAGGAAUUGCCGUGUAUGUAUAUAUAAUAAUUCUUUAAUAUAAAACAUGUUCUUAAAUAUGUAUAUCAUCGUUUUUAAAUAUAAACAAUGUUGCCGAUUAUUUAACGUCUUCUCUCAUAUAUAUAUAUAUAUAUAUAUAUAUAUAUAUAUAUAUAUAUAUAUAUAUAUAAACAGUAUUGGAAUAUAUAAAUCACAUCACAUAUAUAAACAAUGUUCCCAUAUAUAAAUCACCUCGCAUGCCAAAUAUAUAAAGGGUGGUUACAAAGCGUUCGCUUUAACCGAAUUAUAUGAAGUACUGCUUAAACCAAUAAACAACGUCUUUUCACUCGACGUUGAGUUUGAGUGGUCAUGGCUGACAGGCAUAUGCGCAUUUUGGCAAAUUUAGUAAAAGCAGUAAUACCAUGCAAUGUUGCUGAUCGUGGCACAUCACAGAAAUCGAAUAGCGAGGGAAGUUAGUUCGGUUAGUGUUGAAGAAACAAUAAAGCGGUUGUUUCCAUCAACAGAGGGCUGUCAAGGUGCAAACGCCACAAAAUAUUAUUGAGAUGGAUGGCUAUGGGAAAAAUAUUUGUAAUAUUUUCGAACUAAAUAAGAUUUUCAUUAUAUUCCUUUCUUGUUCCACGGCGCGCUCUUCUAUAUAGCACUGUAUUUUUUUGCGUUUGCACCCUGACCACCCUCUGUUGAUGGAAACAACCGCUUUAUUGUUUCUUCAACACUAACCGAACUAUUUCCCUCGCUAUUCGAUUCCUGUGAUAUGCCACGAUCAGCAACACUGGUAACUGCUUUUAUCCAAAUUUAGCCAAAAUUUGCAUAUGUUUGUCAGCCAUGACCACUUAAACUCAACGUCGAGUGAAAAGACGCCUGCACUUUAUACAAGACGUUGCUUAUUGGUUUAAGCAGUACUUCAUAUAAUUCGGUUAAAGCGAACGCUUUGUAACCACCCUUUAUAUAUUUGGCAUGCGAGGUGAUUUAUAUAUGGGAACAUUGUUUAUAUAUGUGAUGUGAUUUAUAUAUUCCAAUACUGUUUAUAUAUAUGAGAGAAGACGUUAAAUAAUCGGCAACAUUGUUUAUAUUUAAAAACGAUGAUAUAUAUAUUUAAGAACAUGUUUUAUAUUAAAGAAUUAGCACACAUAAAUAUACGGCAAUUCCUAUCCUAUAUAUGUAUUGUUGUUUUAUAUUUGAUAUUGACGUCAUAUAUAUUUCGGAAAAGUAAUUUUGUCCGCUUUCGCGCGUCAUGUGCUUCCGACGGUCUUGCUAUAUGGUUUAAUUAACCAGAUUAUGUCAGGUGGACUAUUAACCAAGAAUUCCUGGUUAAUAAUCCACCUAACAUAAUCUUGUCUGGAGUCGUAUAGCUGGUUAAAUUAGCCAGGACUAUGAUCAAAUUAACCAGGACUGCGGUUAAAUUAACCAGGAAUUGGCAGGAAAUUUAACCAAGUUACCCCAAAUAGUGUUAAUCUUAGAUUAACCAGGAAAUGUUUUAACCAUGGUGUUUUUAGAGUGUAGCGUUGACAGUAUUUGCUGCUUUAUGCCGUUAGAUUUUUAAAAUUUCUGUCUUUCUGUAAUAUUCAUUUAAUUAAAUAAAUAGGCUGAAGUGGAGGUCUGAUCCUGUUCCUAUACAUUCAUGGAUCCAUCCUUGGUUACCAUUAAUGGGUAAGAUUGUUCAACAUUAAAUGUGACAGAAAUUCAUUCUUCCUAAAAAUUCAUGGCCACCGAGAUGCGGGGACAUGCAGGAGGGAAUUUUCCCCAGGUUGUCAAUCUCUAGGGCCACCCCAUCCUCGUUCCCAGUAGCCUGCGAACAGGCUCUCAAGCUGAAUUGAGAGCCUGCAUCGAUGACUAAUGAAUUUGAAUAUCUGCCCCGUAACGUUCGUUUUUCCAAAUAUGGAAUGUAUAUCCUUAUAUGGUGUUGUUGACAACUUUCGUGCAAACUAAAUUUAGACCGUGCAAACUAAAUUUAGACCGUACAGUUUAUACUGUUUUUCGAAAUAUAAGAUAUUGAAGCAAAAGUUCAAAUGUUUUAAAUACUGUUUUCUCAAAACAGAACAUUUCGUGCUUUGAGAUAAGAUGGUCAAGACCAAUUUGAUCAGUUAAUGUGUUUUUUAUGCAUAGUGCUUCAGCAGUUGACAUAUAUAGAGCUCAGCGGAAACAUAUAAAUUAUAGCAUCUGACCAAUGAGAAUUUCGCGUCACGAUUUGAGACGCAGAUAUUCAAAUUCAUUAGUCAUCGAUGCAGGCUCUCAAUUCAGCUUGAGAGCCUGUUCGCAGGCUACGUUCCCAGGGCCGCGCGCGUCCUCCCUAAGCCCUGGGACACACGGAACCGGAAGUGCAAGAAAACUUGCAGUUGUUUCUAAAGCGCAGAAACGAAGUAUUUGUUUUGAUAUAUGUUGAUAGAAUAAUUUUGCCUAGCGAAAAUUGCUCAACUUCUCUGCUCAGUGAAAUAGCAGUUAUCUGAGAAGCCAAUCAGAUCUCUCCAUUUAGUCGCCUAACCCAGAGCCUGAUUUUCAACGUACGAGUGACCGAGUGAAAAUAUCUCUACGGGACGAGAAUGAGGGCCACCCAGUUUGAGAGAAAGUUAAAAAUUGAGCGGGACCCUUGGCAAGUGGAAGUCCUCGGUCAGGUUGCCAUUUUCAAGUUCAAGGUCUCUGUACAAGCUUGCUACCAAAUAUAUCACUGUUUUUCUAUUUUAAAAUCAUGACGUCAUAGACAUGGGAAUUUAUCCCACACACCCAGCGAAAUCUCUUGGCAGGCCUUUCUUCAUGGAAGGAAAGAACAUGCUUUCAUAUUCACUGAAAGAAACAUGUUUUGACAUUAAAAUUGAGAAAGGUACUUAAACUUUCAUGUUUUAAUAACACCUAGGUAAACGACUUGAAACACUGUAUAUUCCAAUACGUCAAAAGCUAUCUGUGGCUUUAACAAACUGGCAUCCUUCAGAUCCUUCUGCUAAGCUAAUCCUCGAGCCUUGGAUUAAGGUAAAUCAAACCGGCCUAUACUAUACUCUAAGUGCUGGGGUUUUUUCUACACUCGCAGUGGAAAAACACGCAAACGCUUGCCUAAAGCCCGUUUUCCACUCGGCGAAUUUAUUCGCGCGAAGCGACGUUUUCCUUUGUCGGCAUCGCUUAUCACAUCAGCAAAAGCGACACCGACAAAGAAAAAAGUCGCUUCGCGCGAACAAAUUUACCAAGUGAAAAACGGGCUUAAUAGGCUUUAUGCUAGCAAAAAUCUUGGAAUACUACUGAGAUCUACUGAGACUAGUGACCUUUUAUUAUUACCAAACCGGGUGCUUCAAACAUAUAGCUGCUUUCUAGAGACUGGUACCAUGACAUCAACCUGCGUGCUGCCCUCGCUGCCUGCAAGCAAAUUAAUAGGCGCCUGCUAUACGCAGGCUAUAGCAACAUCUCAACCCUGUGGCAGCCGUUGCUCUCACCACUCUUCCUUGGAUCCCAUAUUGUUGCGCAGUAUUCCAUCUUGCAUCUGAAGAUGGUCUUGUAUUUAUCUUUAGUAAACCAGGGUAAUUCUUAUACUUGAAGUAGUGUAUAAGUUGCCUCAUGAUACAUUGUAACGUCUUGUGCGUUUCGUUGUAUUAUCAGGUAUUUUCCAAGGGAACUUUAGAUGCAUUUGUACUUCGUUCAAUAUAUCCAAAAUUAUCGCAAUGUUUGUCAGAAUUUGUGAUCAAUCCUCAUCAACAACAUCUUGGUAAGCAUGUUAAAUAUUUACAUGUACCUUUGUACUCUUUUUGUUUGUUUGUUUGUUUGUUUGUUUGUUUGUUUGUUUGUUUGUUUGUUUGUUUGUUUGUUUGUUUGUUUGUUUGUUUGUUUGUUUGUUUGUUUGUUUGUUUGUUAAUUUCUGAUUUUAAACGAAAUUCUAAAUAAUAUUGUUAUGUAGUCUAUAUACAGUAUAACCCAUUUACUCACGAUAAUGAUUUACAGUUUGAUUUACAUUGCAGAGUAUUUUACUGACUGAUUGCAAGCAACAGUUGUUUAUUAUGCUAUGGACAAUACCCGGGCAUUGACAUGCAGACUCGUUCUAUAUGUACAAAUGAGCUGGUCCGCACUCCACAGUGAGAUUAAAGCACUCACUUGCCCUGUCGACUAUACACCACCGUAUGCAUGCUUGAUUUCGUCAUAUUGUGCUCGAAACCCAACCUUGCCAGCUAGGAAAUGUACCCUAAUUUUUUUAAUAAAUAGCUUUCCAAACUCACAAUUUCUUCUGUAAAUCUUCAUUUAUAGAACCGUUUACCUGGGUAAUGGCUUGGAAGAAUAUAAUUCCUUUUCAACAUUUUGUCAGUCUUCUAGAGAAACAUUUCUUUCCUAAAUGGAUGCAGGUAGGAACUGUUUCUAACUUUGUGAAAUCAUAAAGUUGGUGUGUAUAUUUUGAAGAAUGGUACUGAUAUUAUUUGUGCAAGUUAUUUCCCCGACGCCAUGCCAGAUGAAUAUGGUAAAGGACUUUCUGUGUGGAAGAGGUUAUUUCGCUGACCUCAGAGUGGCAAAAUGUAACAAAGCAACGGUUUUACUAACACUAACCCUAUUCCAAACAGCAACUCUAAUCCUGACCCUAACCUAACCCUACUGCAAGUUUGUUCUAAGCCAAUCUUGAAGAAACAAGUUUUGACGAAAUACCAUUCUGAGGUCAGCAAACUAACCUUUCCCUUCUAUGUUUCCCUUCAGAUUGAAAGAAAGUAUCUUUGUAUUAUUAUUAGUUUGGAAAGUCUAAUUGUACACUGUAAAUCCUCUAGUAAUCAUGCCUCAUGGGUGGCUUACUCGUGUCAGGCGCGUAUAAAGGGCGGGGGUUGGCAUUUUGGAUGUAAUAAGGGGGUUGCAACCAAUCUAACGAGGUUCAAAAGAAAAAGAGAUUUUUGCCUUGUUGGAUAUUAUUAGAAUUGCAACAAGAAUAUCCUGUGUCAAAUUAAUACAUCAAACGCGGCGAUGACAUGAAGUGAGCAAUAUACUUGUAAUGGGGCUUGCUAGCGAAUACGUGAAGGGAACUUAGACUGCCUUUAUAUACAAGACCGGAUGAAUUUGUGUUUGUACUCAAAAUUGACGAUUUCGCCUCUCGAGUUCACAAUAGACGCACAUGAAACCAGACGAAUUCGAGCACAGCUAACUGGACAGAAUCCAUUGGGAACAGAUAAAAUCUGAUGAAACCAACGACUUUGUUCGGAAAUCGUCCGAUCUCGUAUCUAGGGCUCGAGUGAAUCCAAUUUAUAAAUCAGACGACAGACUAAAAUGUGAAAAUUAUAGGCCGAUUUCUAUACUGUCAAUCGUAAGUAAGGUUUUUGAAAGAGAGGUUUUUAGACAAAUUUAUAGCUUUGUUUCUGAUAAUUUCUUACUCUCCAAGUUUCAAUCGGGAUUUCGACCUAAACACUCCACACUGUCGUCUUUGAUACAAAUGUGUGACGAUCUACUUGAGAAUAUGGAUAAUGGCAAAAUAAAUUGUGUCGUGUUCCUUGAUGUACGUAAGGCCUUUGAUUGUAUAAACCAUGAAAUACUAUUAAAAAAGAUGCUUAACUACUUUGGUAUAUCAGGAAUUCCACUAAAUUGGUUCAAGUCUUAUCUAUCUGAUAGAGAGCAGCAAUGUCUGGUAAACGGUCAUUUAUCGAGCCCGAGAAAGAUAAAAUGUGGUGUACCGCAGGGAUCUAUCUUGGGCCCUUUAUUAUUCCUAUUAUACAUAAACGAUAUGCCUGACUCCUUAAAAUAUUCAACUCCAUCCCUUUACGCAGAUGACACAGAAAUUUAUCUAUCCUCUAAAGAUUGUGAUGACAUUGUUAUUAAAAUACACCUUGAUCUUGAAAAUAUUCGAAAAUGGAUGCUACAAAAUAAGCUCCAAAUUCAUCCGACAAAAUCGAAAUAUAUGUUUAUUGGAUCAGCGUAUCUGGUAACCCAAUUCUUGUUAAUAACGUUCCAAUACCCAGGACUGAAAAUUAUACUUGCCUUGGUAUCAACAUUGACGAAAAAUUGACCUGGGAAAAACGUAUUGAUAGGAUAUGUUCAAAAGUCAGUGCGGAAAUCGGUGCUAUAAGACGUAUUAGGCCCUUCGUAUCGUCUGCGACACUAAAAUUGAUGUACAAUGCUAUUGUGCAGCCCUACUUUGAUUACUGCAGCCCUCUCUGGGACAACUGUGGAAUCGGCCUCAAGGACAGGUUGCAGAAAUUUCAAAAUCGGGCUGCAAGAGUAAUUUCUGGUGCGACUUACGAUGUUCGGUCGGUUGAUUUACUUGAAAGCCUGGGUUGGAAACACCUAGAACUAAGGCGAACUUAUCUAAAACCUGUUUUUAUGUAUAAAAUUCUGAAUAACCACACCGCACCAAAUCUAAGAACAUCCUUUCGAUUGAAUAAUGAAUGUGAUAAUACCUAUGAUCUUAGAAAUAGAGAAACCGAUUUGUCUCUUCCUAAACCGAAUACCGAUUCUGGUAAAAGAUGCUUCAAAUAUAACGGAGCGGUAGUAUGGAAUAAUUUACCGUAUGAGGUAAAAGUAGCGGAAUCUUUAAGUUCUUUUCAAAGAACUAUUAAUCAGGCAAACACUUAAAAUUGGCUCGUCCUGUUGCCUACUGUAUAUGUAAUUCUUCUUUCUUUGUUUUUGUAUUUUUAAUGUUUACCUGUACUGUAUAUUUCUCCAAAUCACGCCCCUCGUGGAAAUCAGCUCCGAGUUGUUGAGGCCAGCGUGCUUAAAUAAAUUUUUGUAUGUAUAUGUAUGUAUGUAUCUAGAGCAUGCUGUAGGUGAUACGAGUCUGUUACACUGCAACUAUUUGAGUAAAAUAGUGCACCCACAGUGAGUCAAAAUAUUGAGCAAAAUUAAUCAAAUUUACCUAUUUUUCUGAGAAAAUUUCAAAUUUAUUUCAAAUUUAAACUUUUUAAUUAACUUUUGCCGUGAAUUGUAUAGGAAAGAAGGUCUAGUGAUAUUUCUAAAAUUUUGUGUAUUGCUUUCAGGUUUUACGAAAUUGGUUAUAUAAUCAACCUAACUACGAUGAAAUCACUAAAUGGUAAGUUUGCGGAUGGAAAAAUGCAUGUACCGAGUGGCCCAAAAAAAAGUAGUCCUCUUUGAUUCAGAAAAACUUAAAAAGUAAAAGAGCUCCUACACUUAAACAAAACGCAUUUAGUUCAGUAAUGUCUAACUUAAAUUUUGGUAUAUGCCAUGCAUGUGUAUUUUAACAUAGUUUUGGCCGAGAUAUUUGAGUUUGAAAGUAAUAUAAACAUUUUCAAAAUUUUCGAAAAUUAGCAAAAAACAGCCUAUUAAACUAAUUUUGACUGAUUUGACAACCAGUAUAACGCAACUAUUCGAUAUCUUCGGGGGCAAUUUCCUGGCCGACGUCGACUGAUGUGUAAACGGGGUGAUUGGCCUCGGCCUCCUCCUGCGAUUUUUUCUUUGGGGCUACGUGAAGCAUCGAAUUUGGAAUGUGCCACUUGAUCAACAACCAAAUAUUUUUAGAGAGCUUUGAGAGGCAAUUGUAACAGCAUACCGUAGUCCGCAACCUGGAUCCCCAGGUGAUCCGAAAUUCUUUCGACUGCAUGCUCACACGGGCAAGAAAUUGCACUUCUUGUUGGGCGACAUGCAUUUCCUAAUGAAUAGCAUUUUUAUUUGGAAAACAAACGAAUACUUUUCGACUGCAGUGUUAUUAUACCUACGCACAGGUUAUUGUAUUAACAUUUAAUAGGCCGUUCUUCGCUAAUUUUCGACAUUUCCAGAAACGUUAACUAAAAUUUAAAUACAGUUAUCUCAAGCCUGGUUUCCAUUAAAUCGUAAUCAUCGCAAUAGUCGCGGAACGCAGACAUCGCUAUCGCAAAAAUCGCAGUAAUUCUAUCUUUGCGACUUUGCCCAAUCUCGCAAGGGUCAGUAUAGACUUAUAGUAUGAAUGUAUAUUAUAUUAAUGUAUAUUGUAGUAAAAAUAUGUCGUAAAAUAUAAAUUUUAAAAUGAAAUUGACUUGCCUAUUUGAUAGUGUGUGUUCUCCUUUUAUUCCUCCUUUGUUGGACUAAUAUUUUCCGAGACUUUGUACUCGAUGUUACUAGUAUACAUGAAACAUGAUAAAGGCUAACGAUUCCCGAUCGUCGAUACGACGGCACGGCACUUCGAAUCGAAAAUUCUCACACUCAAAUCGCUUUAUUCUCAAAAAAAAUUCGCCAGCAUGUACAACAAAUGCCGUUCUUCGAAAAUACAGAGGUAUUUCGGCAAGAUGUACAAGUUUUUAGAACAGAUGCCGUUCUUCGAAAAGACGGAGGUACUUCGGCGAGAUGUACAAGUUUUGGAACCAUAUUUUAACAAUGGAAAUCAAAACCCAUUUUAUAUUGAACUUACCCGGACCGAAAAUUACUACGGCGAACGUCUGCGCAACCAGGCCUCCUUUACCGUUGGAUUUACAGGGGGGAGGAUGCCACUAAUAUAUUCACGAUAAUAUUUCGAAUUAAAGUAUCAUAUUCUACCAUGCUUUCCAACAAAGAGCCGCUGUAUAUUACUUCUUCCUUAAAUUUCUUCAAUCUCCGUCGUUUAAUUUUCUUUUCUUCGACAACAUCUCGAGUUUUAUACAGUAUCCGAUCGAAGGAGUUUUCAUUUUGAAUAUCAAAUUUCAAAUAAUGUAAACAGUCGCUACGCGGCCGCGAUUGGCUGGCUGUUACCGGAAAUAUCUGCUUCCCCCCCUGUAAAUCCAACGGUAAAGGAGGCCUGGUUGCGCAGACGUUCGCCGUAGUAAUUUUCGGUCCGGGUAAGUUCAAUAUAAAAUGGGUUUUGAUUUCCAUUGUUAAAAUAUGGUCCAAAACUUGUACAUCUCGCCGAAAUACCUCUGUAUUUUCGAAGAACGGCAUUUGUUGUACAUGCUGGCGAAUUUUUUUUGAGAAUAAAGCGAUUUGAGUGUGAGAAUUUUCGAUUCGAAGUGCCGUGCCGUCGUAUCGACGAUCGGGAAUCGUUAGCCUUUAUCAUGUUUCAUGUAUACUAGUAACAUCGAGUACAAAGUCUCGGAAAAUAUUAGUCCAACAAAGGAGGAAUAAAAGGAGAACACACACUAUCAAAUAGGCAAGUCAAUUUCAUUUUAAAAUUUAUAUUUUACGACAUAUUUUUGCUAUAAUAUACAUUAAUUUCAAACCCUCAUUAAUAAUUCAUAAGCUUAUUGGCAAAUCAUGUCAACUAUAAUAUGUCACGUGCAGUGGCUUUAAACCUGAUAAAACACUCCUAAUUAGUAUUCUUUAUAUAAAGAAUACUAAUAUGGCAGUAUCUAUUGUUGUCGUGUCCUCAUUAGUAUUUUUUAUAUGAAGAAUACUAAUAAGGCGGUAUAUCUAUUGAAUUUGUAUAGUCGUGUUUGAAGCCGUUUAAUAAACUCGCAGGUCGUGUUUUAUUAGGUCUAAAGCCACUCGCGCUGCGCGCUCGUGUCUUUAAACCUAAUAAAACACUACUGCUCGUUUAUUAAACAGUACAUAAUAUACAUUUAUACUAUAAGUCUAUACUGACCCUUGCGAGAUUGGGCCGCCUGUGGUGUGACUCAGGUUUUCAAUAAAUCGCAGUUUUUAUUAAAAUUUUCACGUUUUUAAAAUCGUUGCGACGCUUGCGAUGCGGUUCUUGCGAUAAUUACGAUUUAAUGGAAACCAGGCUUCAGUCAAUACUGUAUUAAAAUGCACAUGGUAUAUACCAAAAUUUAAGCUGGACUUUACUGAAAACAAUGCCUCGUGUUUAAAGGUAAGAGCGCUUUUUAUUUUGAAGUUAUACUGAAUCAAAGAGGAGUACUUUUUUGGACCACCCGCGAUAUAUCUCUGGUUAAAAUCUCCUGGUUAACCUAGAAAUACCAUUAUUUGGGUUAACUUAAUAAUAGUUCUGAUUAAAUUUCCUGGUUAUUUUAUCUCACUUCCUACCAUGGUCUGGUUAAUGUAAACAAGAAAUCUGGUUGUAUUUCACCUGGAUGUCCUUGUUACUAUGCAUGUGUCCUAUGACUAUGUUAGGUGGAUAAUAAUAAUAUUACUCGACUGUGAUGGGUUGAUUUCAGUGCAGUUAAUCUCAAACAGCAGUGCAAAAUUUGUAAUCACAGUGCAAUUUUUGUAAUCACAGUGUAAUUUUCUGUUAUCAUAGUGCAAAAAUCUGUAACAAACUGAUCUGAUUGGUGGAAAAACACUGUGAUGAUAAAAUCAACCAAUCAGUUUAAAGCAGUCCUCAAGUAACGGUCACAUGAUUGCUUCAAAACAAAACAAACAUGGCGCCGCGCUACAUAAAGUAAAAGUUGACUUCGGGUGGAAAAUAUGGCUUUUUACCAAAGCAGGAAAACUUUGUAUAUAAACGUAAAUUAAAACUUGUGUCGAACAUUUUUAUGUAUACGUAAAUUGCACUCGAAACCAUCCUAUAUUACCUAUAUAACCAGAGGCCCCUACUGAACAUCUAACAUAGCCCUUAUCCACCUAACAUAUAGUGCAGGAGGUUCUGGUCAAUUUAACUAGACUAUAUAGUAGGAAAAAGAGAAAUUUAACCAGGAAUAUUUUAACCCAUGCAAAUAGGAUUAUUUCUAAAUUAGCUUGGAAAAUUUUAACCAUAGGGUGUUGUUAGAGUGUAUACUCUCUUAAAAUAAAAUGGAAUUUCUAAUUGAUAAUUAAUUGAACGUGAUUUAAAUCGUUCUACUAGGUACAUGGGAUGGAAGUCAAUGUUUGAUGAUGAACUUCUCGGCAAUGUAACGAUAAAAGGUACCACGAAACCGGUAACUUUUCAAUGCUAAGUUUCCUUAUGUCGAAACGACGUGCAUGAAAGUAAGGUAUUAGGUUUGGGAUUGCAACUGGAUUGUAAGGAUUAAGAACAUUUUAACUUAAAAAAUAGCAUGGAUUUAAAUUUUGGUUGUUAAACUAGGAAAUUUAAAGUUUCUGACUUUAUUCUGUCUUUUAUCUAUAUCCGUCUGUGCAUAUCAUGUCUAAUAACUGUUGCUCAAUUGGGGAGAACUUUUUGGUAUAAAUUGGCUAAUUUUUUAUUAUGCGCAUAUAGAGAUUUUGUGUGCAUGCAUUCCAUGCAAGAUUUUUCCAAAACGAUAAAGAAUGAUUUCAACAUAAGGAACACAAUCCAAACACAAAAACCUGCAGCAGUCCGGAUGGACGAAAUUAAGUAAAGACCCUGGGUACGAGGAUGAGUGGAGAUCACAAUCCAUAUGGAGGCGUUUCCACUGCACUUUACAUGACGUAUUGGGGGCAAGCCAUACAUUUGUAUAUCAGUAAUUUGUACACGUUCACUAUAAUUGUUAAAUACGAUUUGUGUCUCGAACUACAUUGAGUUUCGAAGGUAAUAUAGCGUGACAUUAUAUUGUUAAUCUCGAUCACAAAUACUUAGUUUGCAAGACUAUACGGCAACAACCUAACAAAGGCAUGAAAAAUACUUAUAAAACCAACCAACAGCUAUUUGCAUUCACGCACAAACAGCAAACAUUUUCGCGCGUUUUUUUACGUUUGAAACGAGGCGUUUACCAUUGGAAACGGAAAUGUAUAUUCACUGCUCAUGUGACGUGUUACAGUGCAAAGGCUUCAGUUAUUUUUGCCGCAACUGUCAUGAUGUGAUGUGCCUUCGUGCACGUUUCAAUAUUUCCAAGCCCAUGAUAAUACGUUCUAGUCACAAAAAGUGUUAAUGUAAACAAGUUUGGUCGAUGUUAACAAUAGCGUGAGCUUGAAAGACUUGAAAAUACUGAAACAUGCACGAAGGCACAUCAAAACAUGACAGUUGCGCCAAAAAUAACUGAAGGCUUUGCCCUACGUAGCUGUGACACAUCACAUGAGCGGUGAAUACAUUUCAGUUUCCAACGGUAAAUGCCCCGUUUCAAACGUAAAAAAAACGCGCAAAAAUGUUUUCGGUUUGUGCUUGAAAUAUAGCUGAUCAUUUAGUCAUGGAAAAUGCGCUAUAGAAGUUUUUAAUUACAAUUACAAUAUAGGGGCUCCCGUUUAUCCGGAGUUCAAUUAAGUGUGAGGUUUUUUUAGCAAUUGAAAUACGUUUUUCAGCCCUAAACAAAAGUUAGAUAACUUUAAAUAUUGCUUAAACGAACGAAAUUAGGAACGCGCGAGAAGUUAUGUAGUGGAAGAAGACGAUUAAUAACAUUCAACAACAUUUGUAUUUUGUCUAAAACAUGGAAUUUCAUACAAUCUGUAACAAGUAAUUUUGUUAGAUCUAGCCUGUGAACAGACGUUCGACAAAGCGCGUGAGAGAACGAUCUGUGCAUGUGAGUUGGAUGAAGAUUCCUUGUUCUGGUCACGUGGAUUUUCCAAAGAUUUGUGGAAAGGCCUCUGAUUGGACAGUGCUUUAUUUGAAUAAUAUAUGACAAAUGAAGAUAUUUCAUUGGUUAAUUGAUAGUUAGCAUGCGUUUAAAAUAACAACACAAAAAUGAAAAAUUUUAAAUUCAGAGAUUUCCCCUCUGGAGAUUUCCUCAAGAAUCAAGAUUUCCUUCGGGCACACGUUGGGGCAUACAAAGGUUUGAAAGAUAUGAAAUAUAAUCUGUUGCGUUAAGAAAAUCAAAUUCUAGUGUUUGGACGCUCAGCGAACAAUGCUGACAAAUAUAUAAAAUACAACAAACUAUCGGCCGGAAAUUGACAAUUUAUAAUUGAACAAUUAAAUUGACAAUCUGUUUAUAUGUCCCGACCCCCCGCGACAAAGCAUUUUCUUUAAUGUGUUUAACUUCGUCUUAAAGCCCGCCGCACACGAGAGCAACUUGCUGAGCUAACCGCCUCGCGAGGUAGCUAGCUCAGCUAUGUAUUUUCACGGCACACGUUGGGAAAACUACUCAACAACAACAUAUAUAAUUCAGAAAAUCAUUUGCAUUUUCCUCCAUUUUGUUCCAAAUCACAUGAAGUAACCAUGGUUUGUCAUUGACUAAUUGAUUUCAACAGCUCAGCACUUAGCUCACAACACCCGCAGACGCUGAGAUUUUUUCCUCGCGAGGCGAAAAAUAUCAAACACGAUAGAUAUUUUCCUCAAGGCCUCGAGAGGUCAAAUCCUCUCGUCUGCGGCGGGCUUUACUCGGCCAGUUAACUUUCAAUUACUUUAAAAUGCACCUUUUGAAUAACCAGGUGUGUUUAUAUUUAAUACUUUGUCUUUGUAUAUAAGUCGUUCAAAUCAUCGUCAUUGUUUCUCUUCAACAAAAUCGUAACCCUUUAAAGGUUUUAUAAGCAGCUGAUGUAAGGUGGAUGUAUGAGGUCGAUGUAGGGUCGAUGUAGGGUCGAUGUAGGGUCGAUGAGAGGUCGAUGUGAGGUUGAUGAGAGGUCGAUUCUCUGGGGAUGUGUAGGGGUUGUGUACGGGUUCUGUACGGGUUCUGUGGGGGUUCUGUGAGGGUUCUGUAAGGGUUCUGUAGUGGUUCUCUGUUUGUAAACACCAGUACGUAACGGGACUAAUGAGCACCUGUUCAGAACAACUCAUGAGCAGGCAUAAGGCAUUUCUGCACAGUCAGUACUAACGGAAUGAGCUGUCAAUUUUGCGGAAAGCAAUUUAACCGUAGUUACAAUCUACGAAGACACGAGUCCACUACGCGGAACAAGAAAGAAACGUGUCUCAAACAGACUCGGAUGGCCAGGAAAGGGAUUUCCAAGACGGUGUCUCCACAACUUCAACUCAUGGAUCUGAGAUUUCGACUGAUAAUGAAACUGAAGAAGAAAUGGACCCUUGGAUACCAUUGAUAGAAGAAGCAAAGCAAAGAAGUAAUUUAGCUUUUGAGGAAAUGAAAGAAAGCCUUAUAAACAGUGGUCUAGAUGAACAAUCCGCGAAGGACAAUCCUUACUCUAAUAUUCUGCCUGAACUCCAGAAGGAACUGGAAAAUAUUUAUAUGGAGCGUCUCGUGUAGAUGAGACAACUAAAGAAAGAUCCAGCACAUAAGAAAAUUAGGCAGACAAAGGAUGCGCUUGUGGAAAACGAUGACCUUGAUCCAGAGUAAGCUAUGGAAGCUGCUAUUGAUAAGAGGAAAUUUCUUAUAAAACGGCUGUUAAAGGACUACGAUUUUGCUGAAGAGAACAAUGAUGAUGAUUUGAACAUGUAAAAACAUACCAGUAUUAUAAAGACACAGCAUGUAAACUUCGAGUCAUUAAAUAAAUUACUUUUCCUGUCUUUUCUUGUCAUUUUUACAUGGGUCGAUCGGAUACAUGCACAAUGAAAUGGCAAAACCGCGCGAAAAUGCAUACAUAUGUGUACUAAUCAAUUUUCUGCAGCGAAGCCUAAACGGGCCUUAUGAGCAGAUGAGCAUGUGCUCAUGAGCAGUUAUGGGCAUGUUCACAUAAGCUCGUUUGUGACUCCCUAUUUAGAAAAGUUAUUCUUUGGUUUUAUUGUGUUUCAUUGUUAUAAUCAGCCAAUCACAGAACCUAUAGCGUCAAGAUCACCCUAUUUUGCAUGGGGUAGAACAAUUCUGAACAAAGGCAAAUGACCCAUAACAAUGGUACAAUCCUUGUAUGAUUCGGUCAUCAGAAUUUUCAUUGUUUGGAAGCUCUCGCCGUUCCCCAUGCGAUCCAGCCUCGUAUUAUUUUCAGUUUUAUACAAAAGCCUAUAUUCAAAAUAAUUUUUUGUCUUUAUACAGGGUGUAUCAAAAAAAUCUACACCCUUUCAAUUCGUUGCUCUGCAGUAAGCUGGCCCAUUUUAUAUCUUAUGCAGACUUGAAUAAUGCUUAAUUUAAACAUUUUUCUUUGAGUUGUGUAUUUGUUCAUACAAAUAGAAGUUAUCUUAAAUUCCCAUGUGCAGAAGACCUUGUGUUUUCACGCAUUCAUUAAUUCGAGUAAUUAUACGGCUGUCAAAUUACUACAAUACAGGGUGUCUCAAAAAAAAAAAAAAAUCAUUGAAAUUGACGUAUUGUUCGAUAUUCAAUGCCCUAGCACUAAGUUAAUCCCACGAGUGCAUAAAAGAUUGACAUAACUGCUAUAAUGAAUGGUAAUACUCAGCGUAAACGUGUUAUGUCAGGCAUAAAGUACUAAACCCACGAAUGCAUAUUACGCAUAUUACAAUUUACGAAGCAUUUUUAAAUUCCCAUGAGCAAACAAACGUUCACUUUACAAAGAUAUUUUAAUUUUUUAAAACAAAUUAAUCACCCUGUCAAAAUCCUUUGUAUUACGGCAUUGAAAUUCGAACAAUACGAUUUUGGUUUUUUUUUAGACACCCUGUAUAUAUAUAAUUUCGCUUACCUCAAAAUUCCGCAACAGUCUGUUUCAUCAGUAAAGAAUCAUCAGGCGAUACCGCCUGAUGAUUCUUUACUGAUGAAACAGACUGUUGCGGAAUUUCGAGGUAAGCGAAAUUCUACAUUUGCUCUAUCUUCAUGAUAUUGAGCACUCUUUGCGUUUCGUAUUCAUAAACCUACUCGUAUAUAUAUAUAUAUAUAUAUAUAUAUAUAUAUAUAUAUAUAUAUAUAUAUAUAUACAGGGUGUAUCAAAAAAAGCGCAACCUCGGAAUUUCCCAAGACAUCGACAUUGUUUUAAAGACAAAAGAUUUUAGGCGCCUGGGAAUUUAAAAUAGCAUAACUGUCAAAAUUACUGCACACGCGAGUGCAUAAAGCAAAAUUUAUGCAUUUAUUUAAUGCACAACGACAGUAAUAUGAUCUAUUAGCAAUUCGAUUUCAAUUCCCAGGGGCCUAAAAUCUUUUAUGCUUACGAAUUGCAAACGGAUUUCUUAGGAAAUUCCGAGGUUGCGUUUUUUUUUAUACACCCUGUAUAUGUAUAUGUAAGCGCCUUUAUGGUGUUUUUUUUUCGCUUUUGCUUUCGUCGCAAGUUAAUUGAAGAGCGCGAGUGUCAAACAACGAUAACGACUAAGCGGUAUAUCGAAUGUCAGGUUUAUCCGUGGACAACAACGUCGAGGCCAUGUCGACUUCUACUGAAUCUAUUCACCAUGCUUGUGGCUUGAAAGAAUCAGAUCUAAACGAGUUUUUCUUAGCUUACGACCCUGAGUUUAACAACGAAGACUUGCAUGACCGCGUUUUGAUCUUCGAUGUGGUGAACGAGCAAAGACAAACCGAUAAUGCUGUCUCAACUACGACGCCUAUACUGGGAGACAAGCUAGAAACAUGUAGUAUUGCAGGAGAAGUAAUUUUGUCGUCCCCUUGCGCUGAAGGAGGUUUAAACCUGAAAGAAAUCGAAGUCAUUUCAGAACAAGUUAAGGUCUCAGAACGCAAAAGACAUUUAGACGAUGCCGAACAACAGCAGUCCCAAAAUAAGAAAUCUAGAGCAGAGUACGAGAGUGACAUAGACGAAAAUAUAGGCACGGCUGUUCCUAUCCAAGUCGAAACAACUACCGAAUUUGGAAAUGAUAAGCUUUGCACAAACGAGAAUAUGGCGGAAUAUGACUUUGUGAAUUCAGAACCCGUAACUAUACGCGCGCACAAGAUAUUCGUGCACGCGACAUUCCUAGCCGUACAUAGCAAGUACUUUCGAGCAAUGUUUUACUCGGGAAUGAAAGAAGCAACGUCUAAAGAAGUGCAUAUCAAGAUACAUGAGUCCGAAGAACAAAGUCAUUUAAAAAUGCUUGAAGCCAUAUAUCGUCCAUAUGUCCUUGAUAAUUCAUCCGUGGAGGAAUUGUUACAGAUACUUGAACUGGCUGAUAAGUACGAUGUAACGUAUGUAUUCCGGAAGUGCAAAUACGUAUUACAUAAAUGCAAUCUUAGCAUUGCUGACUGCGAAAUGAUCAUUAACUGUAUCGAAAUCAAGCAAAAGAUGCCAUCCACUUCUGACCUGGCUGCAACCGUAAGAGGAUUUUUAGCGAGUGAAUUCAAUCCAUUUGAUACAAAAUGGGAAACCGACAAGUUUACUAGUUUAUCGGAAACAUUGCUGCGUGUUUUGUUAAGUUGUGAAAAUUUAGAAACACGAUCUGAAAAUACAAUUUUUCAUGCCUUGAUGUACUGGAUUGUAAGUACCGGUUACAACUAUAACAUUAUUCCAAACGAAACGGAAUCUCUUUUAAGUCUGGUUAAGUUUAGAUUACUCACAAUUGACUAUCUUUACCAUGUCGUACAAAACCAUCACAUUGCGAAAGAAAUGCCAUCAUUCUCAGAGCUGUACCUGAAUGGAAUCACAUAUCAUGCCUUACCAAGCUCAAUGAAAAACAUUGUACCUACUCGACCGAAAUCUCACGAAAAUACCGAGCAGUAUACAUGGGUGAUAACCAGGGAUGAAAUGGAAGCCUUACGGCAAAAAGGAAGGUCAACCGCGGAAGAAACGGAAAACGAACCAAAUAUCGCAUCCGACAAUUGCCUUAUAUCUCCUAGAUUUUGGUGGUGCGGUUAUGAGAUGCAAAUGAACAUGUUCCUCACCAAAACUUUCGCAUUAUGCCUGUACGGGAAGUUGCAUUUACUUGUUCAUGGCUUGAAGAAAAGAAGUAGACUUCCUGUUAAGUGGUUCAUACUAUGUGAUGAAAUUAAAUUCUGGGCCACAUCUUUCGUUGCAUGCACGAUGUUCACUUUUGACACGAAGAGUUCAGGCGAGGAUGUAAUAAUUCGAAAACGUCCAGAGAUCGAGAACGGUCGUUUUGUAGUUCCUCAAGCAAUCACUAUUGGCAUAUGUAUUAGUCAUGACCCGAGCAGACUCCGAUAACUGAGUGUGUCAGGAAGACUUCAGAAACAAUGCCUGUCAUAAACUCGUGUUAAAUGUUUAUAUAAGGAACCCUUUAACUAUUCGCUGUUAUUAAUUCAUCCAGUCAAAAUGCUAGGCAGUUUAGUUUAAUUAGCCUUUCUCACGAAGGCCAAAAUCCGCCAUUUUGGGUAUAUACUGUCUGCCGUCGUGAAACAUUCUAAACAAUUCAAACAACGUGAAAAGCGACUUUUAAAAAUUGUGUAACUGUUAAUUUACCAUUAUACAAACAACUACAAUACUAAAAAGUUGUGUUUCGUGGUGUGGAGACUCUGAAACGAGGAAAAGGCAGUACCCAAAAAUGGCGGGAAAAGCGGCCGUGAGAAAGGCUAGUUAGAUGCAAGCACUCCCAGCGAGCUUGCAAGUUGGUUUUCGCCAAGUGUAGCAAAGAACCUUUUCAUGUGCCGCAUCUAAUGGUAUAUAAUUUGUUAAGUUCGAUGCUUGAAACAGGCCUUAUUCAUGUUUUGCAUGUUGGGUUGCAUGCAACUUCAUGUACACUUUUAGGCGUAUAUGCAUAUAUUUAACUGUGUUCUCUUUUUGAUUAAGUAAUAUAACGACAUAAUAAUUACUAUUUUAAAAAUACUGUGUAUUUUGCAUGCUAGCCUACUUCAUUUUAAUUGAGAUAAAUAACUGCAGUUAAAAUCUUCAAAUGUAGAAGACAAAGGUUUGGCUUGUCCCUUUCCUCGACGUGUGUAUCCCAUGCAUACGUCGUGUGAACCGCAUGGAGAAUCAGAGAGAGUCCACAUGUAGGAUGCUCUUCACCCAAUUGCAGAACUCGAUAUACGACAAAGAUCCUGGUUCAUGCUGGUUACGUUUCUUUACAAACUAGUCUCUGUAUUUAUGGUUUAAUAUAAUUGUGGUUUCAGCAUAAUGAGUCAAGCGCCCCCCCCCCCCCCCCCCCCUCUCCUAAAUGACUAUGCACUAUAUAGCAUCCUUAACAAUAUUAAAUUGCUCUCUAUUCUAAAUUUUUAGCUCAAUUUAACCGUGGUUUAGACGUCAUGAAUCAAGCCGUUUUCGCCCCUGAAAGCGUACAACAACCUGGUGCACGAGAAAAUGUCGCAUACUUAACAAACACGGAGAGAAGGUAACUCUUCAAUUCGAUAAAUUAUUUAGUCCUACCUCGAUACGAUAAUUGAUAAUGUAUACAAAUGAAUAUAGUAUAGCACAAAAUCGGCUUUCUUCCUGACAUGACGUGUCACGAUUUUAAGAAAUCUUGUGCGCGAAUAAUAGAAUCUUACAUGUGCAUCUUAACUCCUAUAUAAUGUUUUGUUUUGUAAGCUAUCUUAUGCUGUGUAGAACACCAUUAAUUUUAGUGAUUUUACUUAUUAUAACUACUUCUUAAUUGCUACACAAAGUUAAAAAUCUCAUUAAUAAUUCACGAGGAAAAUACAAAAGAAAUGAAUGUUUAAUCAAUGUUUGUAAAUCGGAUAAAGAUUUGUCCUGAUUUACAUAAACUUCAGCUUUUAUUUUCUCAGGUUAGACAAUGUUUAUUUUUAAAUAUACUUCGCCAAUAAGAUGGGUCAUUUUUCGCAUCCGAUCUUUAUCCGAUAUACAAACUCUCGCCUUCGGCUCGAGUUUGUAUAUCAGAUAAAGAUCGGGUGCUCAUGUUUUAACUAGUACUUGUGAUCAACAUUUUAUGGCAAGUUCCAUUUGUAUUAUUUUCAGAAGAGAAGCAGAAGCUAGUUCAUCUAUUGGGAAACCAAGACCACAAGUACGUAAAACAAAUAUUCGAGUGUAAAACUAGAACUAUAUAGGUAUAAACCUUGCAUGCAUGCAUGCAAUAUUUGUAAAUUAAACGGUUUGUCUAAUGCAAUGCGUGUAUUUUAGGUAGAACCAGCGAGAAAUACAGCAGAACAAAAUAUACCAACGAAUUUCAGAGAUUUAUUGGAAAAAAUGGUAAGCAUGAAUUUUUUUGUGUGUUAUGUACUCAUUCAGGUGAAUAUGAUGUUUGUGAUGUUACUCGUCCUUCGGACUCGUGCUAUUUUGAGGUCUUUGAAAAACUCACUCUUGCAUGCCAUAUCCAAAUUGCACUCGAGACCAUGCUAUUACCUAUACUAACCAGGAAAAUUUGAACCAGAGUGUUUUUGGAGUAAAUGCACGCUUGGGACUAGUUUCAUGCAAAGGCUUGCAAAGCAGUAUCUAUACGAAUAUGCAUGUCGCUCAACUAUACUCGUGCAACAAUACUUUAUUUCUUUCAGGCGAAUGAAUACGACAUCUCGUUCCUACCUAUCACAGGGCGACGUCAUGAAGGCAAAGCUUUGUAUUCGUACGGAAAACUCACGAUCUUUAUUGAACGAGGGGUUGUUUUUUAUCAAGCUCCAAAUGGCAGCUUUAAUCCUGUUUCCAUAACGAACCUUGUAAAUAUGGCCAAGUAGUUUGCAACGCCAUGAGCAAAGAAUGGUCUAUUAAUGGUGUCAUGCGUUUGUGCGCAUGCCUGACACGUGAAAGAAGCAUCAAAAUUUAAAAUCAUUAAUGGCUGGCGACAAACAUUAGGCGUUUUAGACCUGACUAUGAUCUAGUUUGUUGGCAUUAAUCCACAAAAUAAAUAGGGCUGAAGGAGUCCCGUUAACUAUAUAGUGGCUUAGUCCAAGUUUAUGUAAUAUAUAUAAAAUGUGGUAUACAUAUAAGUGUAAUUUUAUUGCCCUCUCAGGUAGGAAAUUUAAAAUUGAAUCAUGCGCGAUCUAUCGUUAUACUACAAAAAUAAAAACAAAAUCAAGGCUAUAAUUAACUAUAUACUGAAUGCUAUACGCUACUGUUUACUAUGGUAUAUAACUAUCACUAUAUAUUUUACAUUCUAUUCAUUCCAAAUCACGCUUUCAAGUACAAUACCACAAUCCGCUUCUCUUACCCACGACCCGCUCCAAAUAGAUUAUCCUAACGUGUAACAGUGCAAUUACUAAUUUGCCUUAAUCUUCCACUAAAAGUAAAUGGUGAUAUUGCAAGUAUCGUCUAUUUCAGGGUUAUAUGAUUACCAUUUGCGCCCCACCCUCUAAUCACUCUUACAGAAAAUUCAGUAUUUAGUGAUUUGUCAAAAUGCAACCUUAACAUAAGAAAGGGGGAAAAGACUAACUUUUCACCACAUUUUUUAUUACCGUUUUCCCCAUGCUGCUAGGUUGGGGGAAAAGGAUUCAUUCCUCAUGAUCAUGCCCUGCAUGCCCUUGUCUCAUUUGAAGUUGAGGGAGACCGAGGAGUGGAAUUUCGUAAAACCGCAAAUGUGGUAAUACACCAAAGCGCGGAUGGAUAUGGAUGCAUCACAUUCUAAGAAUAUUUAUGAAGAUAAAAAAAGCGAAACUAAAUUGCAUAUAAGGUGGCACUUUAAUGGGGGUGGGGUGGGGGGGGUUUGGGGGUAAUAUACAGUAAAUAAUAGCGGUCAUGUUCUUGACACGUAUAGUCAUUUAAAAGAGGGUGAUGGCCGCUAAUAGAGAGUCGCUUAAUUGAGGUGGCAGAUUAAUGGAGGAUACUAAAUAUUCUACCAUUAUAGUGUAAAUUAUAGCGAACAUUUUUGUGACACGUAUAGCCGUUUAACAGAAGGUGCCGCCUAAUAGAGGUUAUUAUUAGAGAUUAUCCAUAUCUAAGGUGUCAAAACUGGUAUUUUCUUUCCCGUUGGCGACUGUUGUCGAGGUUAUCUCAACGGACUUCUUUCUAUUUCUAUUACAAUAUUGAUACCAGUAUACCAUCAGAAUAUAUAGUUAAGGUUAUUCUAGCAAAUAUUUAUGGUACAAUAGAACACUGUAUAGUGAUCAGUUCGAAAGCUUAUGCUCCUUUGAUCACUAUACGGACUUAGUAAAUUAAUUUGAAAUUAUUAAUUAUAACUGUUUUUGUGUAAUUUUAUAUUAUUUCUUUUCGUGUAAAUAGUGCAGUUUAUUAGUAGAUCUUAAUACAUCAUGAAAUCUAUACCAGAAUUUUCAAACUCCUAUUAUAGGAAUCAGGGAAAUCUAAGAGACCAGGACUAUCCUUGUCGACAAGUAAUAUUAAGGUAUAACGUUCAUUGAUGCUUCAAGGCGUUGAUGCUUGACCACCUCACUGGCUCACUGAACAUAAAGAUUACAGAACCAGUUCAAUUUUUUUUUCACAACCAAUCGACGUUAAUACUUGUUAGUUUAAAAAAGAUUUAAAAAUAAUCUUUUAUGAUUUAGAAACGUUUGGAGUGCAGGUCCUCCGUUGCCUUCAUGGGCAAUCGCGAUGUUCAUAUAUCAGUAUACGUAAAAUAUAUGGUUUUUGUAAAUAAAGGUUGUGGACAUGACAGGACGUGAAGCUAAGAUAUUGACAGGUUAUGGAUCGUUCGCUACCCAACACGCUAAUCCUGAGAACGAAUCAACAGGUAUACUAUACUAGGGUUGGUUGUACAAAGGCCAGAUAGAACUAUUCAUAUAGCAAUAUAGGAUAGUGAUUUUUUAAACCGUAGAAAAAAUUCUUGAAAAGUGAUGAAAUUACGAAUAUGGACCCCACAAUUAAUAAGAGGAAACUUUAAUUUUACAUACUGUACUAAAGUUUUAAUCUGGGUUAUACCAGUCCAAUCCAAAGAAAACUAGAAAAAAUCACUGUCCGCAGUGGAUAGCGCUAUCCGGCUUUCGUACAACCGGCCCCUGCUGAAUAUCAACAUGAUUCGUAUAAUUGAAUCUUUAUUCGCAUAUUUACUAAGCUCUGCAUGUUUUUCCAAUGAUAAACGCCGGGGGCGAGGGCGGUAGCAGGCUCCAAGGUUUUUUUUUAAAUGUUGGGUUCCUGAAACUGUAUUUUGAAGACAUUUUUUAAUGUAAAUCUCAAUUGUUGUUCUUCCCAUAACUCUGGCUUGUCCAAAUUGUGCUAGAUCUACAGCCUUUAACGUGCUGAGCGUAUCGGUAAAUCCUGAUCUGCGAGUCAGCAACGUUUCCCUAAUUUCCAGAAUCAUCAUGCACUGAUUUUUUUGUUUAGUUUCAUCCCAAGUAAAAGAUGACCGUGCAUUUUCACUUCCCGAACUGGAAUACAAGUUGAAUCUUUUGUUGGAUUUCAGUGAAUCAGAAAUUGUUCAAGUUGACAAACAGUAAGUUUUGUUGCCGAAAGUAUCUUUUUCGUUAUUUUAAACGUUUGCAGAUGUUCCUUUACAUAUGUGGAAUACGUCUAAACAGCUUCUGUUUUGCUGCUACCAUGUUAUACUGUACGAGUUACACUACUGUAUUGGCUCUCGUGACGAGAUGAUAGUUCAGCUCAAACAAGCUCAAUAAACAUUAUACAUGGUGUUCAUGCAUGUUAAAUUUAAUAAUUCGUCAACAUGCAGCAAAUGUGAAUACAAAGAUUUAAUUUCUUUAUUUAUUAUUCUUAUCCUUUGUUAGACUCCGUCAUGAACGAGACUUGAUCGUGAAUUUAAAAUAUGAAGAAGAAAGACUCGGUAAAGAAAUUGAACAGGAAGAGAAUGAUAUGAAACAAUUGGUUGAUGUUAUUAUUGAAAAGUAG
This is a messenger RNA of Paramuricea clavata, 25440 nucleotides long. NCBI's taxonomy places the organism in Eukaryota, Metazoa, Cnidaria, Anthozoa, Malacalcyonacea, Plexauridae. The record is from the annotation of a GenBank genome assembly.